GCGGGUCUCUUCAGGCAGCCAGUCCCAGUGUGUUUCUGUGUAGUGCGUGUGCGUGCGGGUCGUGCUUCCUCCAAUACUUUUCAGUGGUCAAGCUAAAACAGGACUGUGGGAAUCCUUCACACAGCCUGUUCCUUGCGGCCUAGCAGAGCGACGCCUCAACGCUGGCUCGUGUACGGGGGGACCAGCGGCUGUCUGCCGGCGCUGACUGACCGUAGGGCGGCACUAUAGGGAGUCACCAAAAGGCUUCAAGAUGCCGAGUAUCAAGCUCCAGAGCAGUGAUGGUGACACGUUCGAGGUGGACGUGGAAAUUGCCAAACAAAGUGUCACCAUAAAAACCAUGUUGGAAGACCUUGGAAUGGAUGAGGAUGAGGAGGAGGUUGUUCCUUUACCCAAUGUGAAUGCAGCUAUCCUGAAGAAGGUGAUCCAGUGGUGCACUUACCACAAGGACGACCCACCUCUCCCUGAUGAUGACGACAACAAAGAGAAGCGCACUGAUGAUAUUUCUUCCUGGGAUGCUGACUUCUUGAAGGUAGACCAAGGGACACUGUUUGAACUCAUCUUGGCUGCUAAUUACCUGGACAUAAAGGGACUCCUGGAUGUGACCUGCAAAACUGUGGCCAACAUGAUCAAGGGCAAGACUCCUGAUGAAAUUCGUAAGACUUUCAAUAUCAAGAAUGACUUCACGCCUUCAGAAGAGGAGCAGGUUCGCAAAGAAAAUGAAUGGUGUGAAGAAAAGUAAAUGAUCCACUGUAUAAUCUUGUUCUGUCAGUUAUUUUCUAUUCUAUUGGGAGAGAAUCUGCCUUUUUGUGGUGAAAAUGCAAUUCAUUUUUGUUUGCUUGUUGUAAUAAGGAAAUAGCUUAGACAUUCACUUCAUUUAUUAUAAAUUGCAGCAAGUAGGGGUUUUUAGUUAGUCAGAAGUAAUAGUAAUCAAGCAUUCAUAAGACUAUCCAUGGAUAUGUAAUGUGUCUAAGUAUUUUAUGUGUUAAUAUGUUUUUCAUAAUCUGGCUGGGCUCAUAAACCAGUGUAUCAAAACAUGUCUUGGUGAUGCAUAUUAAAUUAUUACUAGCUUACCAAACAUUAAACAUGGUACAAGAGGCCUGCUAUAGGCUUUAAGAUCCAAGGAUUUUAGGAAGAUAUGAGCUAAGCCUCUAAGGAAAGCUGGAGUCCUGAGGUGGAAAUGUAAUGUUUCUUAAUCACUGCAAUAAUUACAACUUCACCUCAUAAACAUUAACGAAUUUCAUUAGCUUCCCACUCCUUAGAUCCUCCAUUUUUACCUCACCUAGUAAUUAAGCUUCAGAAUCAACACAAAUAUUCCAUUUUUACUUCUGGCUGAGAUCAGGACAGAUAUUGAUUGAAAUUUGUCAUUUCUGGCUUUACCCUUGUAUAAGAAUGUAAAGGUGUUCUAUAUUGUUUGAGAAUGGUGAACUUAAGUACAGGAGUUUCAGAAGUUAUAUGGAUCUCAAUCUUAGUAUGCUGAUUAAGAAUAUGUUGGCAAGAAGAGGAAAGUGCAUAUUGCAAUUUCUCUCUCUCUCUCUCUCUCUCUCUCUCUCUCUCUCUCUCUCUCUCUCUCUCUCUCUCUCUCUCUCUCUCUCUCUCUCUCUCUCUCUCUCUCUCUCUCUCUCUCUCUCUCUCUCUCUCUCUCUCUCUCUCUCUCUCUCUCUCUCUCUCUCUCUCUCUCUCUCUCUCUCUCUCUCUCUCUCUCUUGCUCUUUAAGUGUAUAUGUAUAGUGCAGUCCACUGUGGUAUUUAUGAUAGUGUUUGAUAAAUUAACAGAUCAUUGGGAAUGAAUUAAAGUAUAUAAUGCUUAAAUGUGAUAACAUCCAAACUGUUGAAAUACCUUUCAAAAAUUGCAAUCAGUAGGAUCCACACAAUAUGUAAUUUGUAAGGAAGGGACUAAAAGGAAAUUGCUGCCUGGUCUGCAAGAAAUAGGCAAAUAAAAGAGAGAGAGAGAGAGAGAGAGAGAGAGAGAGAGAGAGAGAGAGAGAGAGCUGAAAUCAACAUAGUAAUUGUAGAAGCACUGUAUAAUAAAACAAUAGUUGAAAGUCCAGAAAAUUGAAAAGGACAAAAUUACAAAGAAAGAGGGAGGGAUUUUGUAGAUCAGACUCUUGAUCUGAGUGAGCUGAUUAAGAGUAUGUUAGCAAAAGAAAAAUGCAUGUUGCAUUUAUGAAUCCAGGGUGGGCAUGACUGAAGCAAAGUUGGAUGUGUUAAAGGUUUAUACAUUGUGUGGAAAAUUGCUAACUGAUGUGAAAAAUUUAAAGAUUAUAGUGCCUCUGCCUUGCUGGAGUGAGCAACAGGUAUGAGAAUAGAUAGAUAAAGCUUCUAAUAUGCAAAGGUAAAUAAGAUUUCAUUUUUGUCUCUUGCAGAAAUGUUUAUUAGUUAUCUAUCUAUUCUUUAACUUGUGAAAAAGGGUGCAGGGCUCUUUGAGCAUGUGCUUCAGACAUAGGUGGAUAUAUAUAUACCGUCAAUAAAUUCUCAGUAAUACAGAUGUAAAAUACUUCUUUAUUUCCAAUAACAGUAAUUUCUUGCAUCUGUUGCUGAGUUUGAACCAGAUUAUCAAGAAUGGUUUUGUAUCCUUUACUUACUUCUGUAAAGAUUUUAAGUUAUUUCAGUACCAUUCUGGUGGUGAUCACAUGGUAUCAUUAAGAUCUGAUAUGCUCUUUGUGAAAUAUAAAAGAUAUUCCUGCUACAAAA
Scylla paramamosain (green mud crab) is the source of this 2690-nucleotide messenger RNA. RefSeq names its product S-phase kinase-associated protein 1. Gene Ontology annotation, biological process: SCF-dependent proteasomal ubiquitin-dependent protein catabolic process. Gene Ontology annotation, molecular function: cullin family protein binding. Gene Ontology annotation, cellular component: cytoplasm; nucleus. The transcript has 6 exons. The record is from RefSeq and is a predicted model, not a curated record. Bases 251 to 739 code for a protein of 162 amino acids. Lineage: Eukaryota; Metazoa; Arthropoda; Malacostraca; Decapoda; Portunidae.